Messenger RNA from Carica papaya (papaya), 1171 nucleotides. RefSeq lists its product as uncharacterized. The record is from RefSeq and is a predicted model, not a curated record. NCBI's taxonomy places the organism in Eukaryota, Viridiplantae, Streptophyta, Magnoliopsida, Brassicales, Caricaceae.
UAGAGCCAACUCUCCCCCACUCACUGCCUGGUUGUCUCCUCCAUCUUCCUUAGAUUCACUCCCAUUUUCUUAUUCUUCUACUUCAAUGGCCUAAUGGUCAUGUGCAGACAAGGCAACAGCACCUGUCCGUUUUGACUAAAAUAUUUUAUUCAGCCUUUUCACCCAUGCUUACUCUCCUAUACUCAUAAAUAUCAAGAAAUGCAACAGAUUCUUCAGUGGCUCUUUAAGGCAGCACAUGAUCAAGCAAGAGACACUACUCCUUCCAAUAAGGAAAUUGCCAAUGGCCAAGAAGCUAAAUCAAAAGAGAUCAUAAAUUUGGUUAAGAAUCGUAGCUGGUGUACCCGAAAACAUAAUAAGAUCAAAGAUCAAGGGAGAAAUUGUGGAGUGGGUUGUAAGAAUUUUAAGGUGUUCAGUUUUUUGUGUAGAAGAAAUGUUGCAAAGGCUUGUUUCUACAGCACUUUGAAUUUAAGAAGAGUGAACAGUUUUAGCAAUAGUAAUAAUACUAGUAGGAAGCAGCAGCAGCAGCAGAAGAUGAUGAUGAUCCAAUCUAUGAAGAUGAAGAAAUUGGAAGAGCAGCAGAAGGUAGUUGAUUCUUCUGCCACUCAAGCAGGCAACAAAGUUUUACCCGUAACAGAUACGCCAUUGUCAUCCUCAAAUGACCAGACUGAAUCUGUUAAGGUCAAAGGAGACAAGACUAAAGCCAUGUCUAGAAUGAAGGAGAUGCUGAGAUGGGUUGCCGCUGCAAAAUCUGAUAAAGGAAAGAAAUUCUUGAUCGGUAGAAAGGUUAUGCACCUGAGAAACCGGGGAAGCUUAAAGGGAGCAGUGACAGGUGAUGAUGAUCAACUUAGCUUUGAAUCUCCUAAGAUCAGCUUCAGAUGGGAAGUUGAAAGCUCAUAUUCUACCACUACUUGCUCUGGAAUUUCAAUGGCUUCUUCUUCUUCCAAGAAUGAUAUCUCUCUCGGUUCCACUCCAAUCCAUGACAUUAAUCCCUCCCGCGCUGACAGAAAAGGAAACUGGAUCACUACAGACUCUGAAUUUGUGGUGCUAGAACUAUGAAGAGAAGACCCAUGAAGCUGCUAGGACUGUGUAAGGAAGAUUGGUAGAAUUUUUUUUUUUUUUCCCCCAAAAAAAUUUUUAUUUUUCUUUUGAAAUUUCUGAUUUUUUAGUGAGG